CUCGGAGCCGCCCCCCCGGCCGGAGAGAGGGUGCGGUGCCCGGCGGUGGGAGCGCCCCGGCCCGGGCCUCGGUCCGCAUGCCCGGCCGGGGCCGCCGCCGCUCGGGCCAUGGGCUGACCUCGCCCCGCUGCCCCGGGGCCCCGGCAUGUCGGUCCGCUACACCCUCAACCUGCGCGUCUUCUGGCCGCUGGUCACCGGCCUGUGCACGGCCCUCGUCUGCUUCUACCACGCCCUGAGCGGCGGGGGCGGGGACCCCGGCGGCCGGCCCCCCGACGGCGGGACCCCCGGCUUCCCGGUGUUCAAGGCCGCGCUGCUGCUGCUGCUCGGCUACCUGGUCCUGCGCUGCCGCCACGCCGCCCGCCAGCGCUUCGCGGCCGCGGCCCCCCGGGCCGGCCGGCCCUCCUGGCCGUCGGCCCGGCCCGCCGCCGCCGGCCCCAGGCCGGGGCUGCGGGUCCUGCUGGAGAGCUUCUACGAGCACGAGGUGCGCCUGUCCCCCCACGUGCUGGGCCACAGCAAGGCGCACGUCAGCCGCAUCGUGGGCGAGCUGGUGCGGGCCGGCCGGGCCCAGGGUCCCCAGGAUCCCCAGGGUCGCCUGGCGCUGGCCUUCCGCGGGGACUUCGUCCGGGUGGGCAGCGCCUACGAGCGCCACAAGAUCGGGCGGCCCGACGCCUUCGACGUGCUGGUGCCCCUGCGCCUGCCGCCCCUCGUGGCGCUGGAGCCCCGGGCCUGGGCCGCCCAGCCGGGCCCGGCCCCCGCGCCCGGGGCUUGCUUCGUGUGCGCCCUGAGGGCCCCGAGGGCGGCCGGGGGCCAGUGGGCCCGCGACUGCAAGCCCUUCGCCGACCAGUUCUGCGCGGACCUGCGGGGCCGGCCCCAUCUGUCGUCCGGCCUGGUGCUGCGCUGGUUCCAGGCGCGGCUGCAGCGCUGCCUGGGCACCGUGCGCUACCGGCUGGAGGAGCGCUGCCGGGUCAGCCUGGCCCCGGGCGGCCAGGACCGGCCGCCCACCCUCCACGUCCUGCCCCGCCGCACCGACUACGGCUGCUGCCGCCUCUCCAUGGCCGUGCGGCUCAUCCCCGCCGUGCACCUGGGCGACGGGGUCUUCCUGGUGGCCCCGCCGCCGGACCGGCCUCCCGGCCCGCCGCCCCAGGCGCUCUGGGGGGUCAACACGGCCCGUCACGAGCAGCGCCUGCUGGCCUGGCUGCAGGACCGGGCCCCGCCCCAGGCCUGCCACCUCAAGUGCCUGCGGCUGCUCAAGGCCCUGCGGGACCUGGGGGCCCGGGGGCUGGAGGCCGAGGCCGCCGCCCGCUGGGGGCGGGUCCUCUCCUCCUUCGGCCUCAAGAUGGCCUGGCUGGCCCUGCUGCUGCGCGGGCCGCUGCAGGGCUGGGAGGAGGAUCGCCUGCCGGAGCGCCUGGAGGAGCUGGUGCUGCACCUCAGGGACUGCCUGCUGCGACGCCGCCCGCUCCUGCACUGCCUCCUGGGCGCCGGGGUCGCCGGGGUCGAGGCCCUGUCCCUGCCCCAGCUGCUCCGCGAGGCGCCCCCGGUCGACCUGCUGGCCGGCUUCGACGGGCGCUGCCGGGAGCGGGUGGCCGCCCGGCUGCUGCGCACGUGGCUCCACCUGCCGGAGCUCCUCGCCGCCUACGGAGGCCCCCGCUACCUGCUCCCCGGCCCGCCGGCGCGGGACCAGCGCGCCCCGGGCCACCCCUGGGACCUGCCGCCCGCUUAGUCAGUGGCAAGAGUGCGGGCGUGGGAGUCGGUCGGACGACCUGGGUUCUGGGUCACUCGGCGCCCGGGUCCCCUCGGGCAAGCCGCCUGACUCCUCUGGGCCUCGGUCACCUCAUCUGCACAGGUGGGGCUGGAAGCCGUGAGCCCCACUUGGGACGACCCGAUUACCUUGUAUCUACCCCAGCGCUUAUAGAACAGUCUUGGAUCCGUGCUACGCACUCAACAAAUACCAUCAUCACUAUCAUCAUUAUUAUUGUUAUGCAGCCUUGACCCCGGCCCCCGGGGAGAAAUCGGGUGGGGGGGCGCUCCACCUGGCUUUCCCUUCCCGUCUGAAGCAGCGGGGCUUAGUGGCAAGAGCCCGGGCCUGGGUGUCAGAGGUC
Molecule: messenger RNA, 2099 nt
Organism: Ornithorhynchus anatinus (platypus)
Lineage: Eukaryota; Metazoa; Chordata; Mammalia; Monotremata; Ornithorhynchidae
Gene: ITPRIPL2
Product: ITPRIP like 2
Exons: 1
Coding region: 146-1720 (524 amino acids)
Source: RefSeq, a predicted model, not a curated record